CUGGGGGCAGGGUCAGACGCUUCCCGCCGCUCAAACGCGGCCGACAGGCCACCCUGCCCCCUGCGCUCCUCUGGACAACCCCCCUCCCGGCAGGGACAGCCGCGGGGUCGGUAUUUCUGAGCCCUGCCUGGGCAUCUCCCUGGAGGUGGCCUCGUCCCCAUCCUCCAGGGCCUAGAGGAACCUGGGGAGGACCGAGGUCCCGACAAUAAUAAUGAAAAAAAUCACCCCGGCUGGCACUUGCUGAACGCCAUGCGUAUCAGUGGGUCUAAACACCUCAUGGAAGGUACGCUUACUUCUUUUAGAGGUGAAGCAACAGACCCAGGAGGUAGAGUGACUUGCCCGGGUGACACAGCUAGCUAGUAAGUGGCAGAUCUGGAACUCGAACCCGUGCUGCAGAGUCCAGAUCUGGAGUCUCAGCCACUUUAGACCACAUGGCUCCGUGGCCUCUCUGCUUGCUGCUAUCCCCAGCCCCCAAGCAUACACAUCUGGCCACACCUGACGGUUUUUGCUUUCCCCCUAAGAGGUCACCAGACAUCAGCCCUACUUUGCCUCCCCUGAGCUGGAAAGGCAAGGUCUGAAUACCAAGGUCCAAAGAAGAGAGUGAUGUCUGUGGGGGACGUAGGGGACCUGGAUGUUGGGGUCCUUUGCCCCCUGGGCCCCUCUGGGAAGCCUGGGCUGAGGCCCUGGGCAGUAGGCGUUCUCCCGGAAACACCCGGGAGCCGGUUUUUCAAGACUGAAUCAGAGGCCUCCCCCUCCCUCCUCCUCUCCAAAGCAAUAUCCUACUGGAAAGGGGAGGCUGGGUGUGGUGUCCCCCCCUCCCCCAGUUUAUGUCAGCCCCCAGGAGCCCCCUCCCCUGCUUCCUGCUGCCCCCACUGCACUUCUGCGUGGUUGUGGCGUUGCUAAGUUUCAGGCCCUUCCCAGGGAGGAGAGGGUGGGAAUGCUGGGACUCCAGCCAAUGUGCUUGGCGCCCAGCUGACGCUCUUUUCCUCCAUCCCUAUGUCAGGUUGAGGGGAGACCGGGAACGUAGGGAGGGGGGUUGGCCGUUAGCAACUCCACGGCAGGCAUGUUCCGAGGAUAGGAGGGCUCAGAGUAGGCGGGAUGAGGGCAUAAGGCACAUCCAUCAUUCUAACCUUACUGAGCACCUACCAUGUGCCAGGCACUGUUGUUGGGAAGAGAACACAAUAGUGGACAAGACAAAACUCCCAGCUCUGUGGAGCUGUCAUUCUCGUGGACACAACCAAGUUAACAAGGAAAUAAAGAUCCUGCAGCCGGGAGAAGUGCUCCGUGCUAUGAAUAAAAGUGCUAUGAAUAAAAAUGAGGGGGUGGCCUUGGUAGAAUGCUGUUGGGCAAGGCGGGGGGUGGGGGGGGGGCUCUUGGAGGAGGGUGACUUCAGAGACAGGGUCUGAAUGACAAAAAAGUAGGCAGCCAGGGGACGAUCGGGCAGGGGGGCAACGGCCAGGGCAAAGGCUCUGAGGCUAGACCGAGCUUGGAAUAGUGUGGCUGGGGCACGGGAUAAGGCCACAGUGGCAGUUCCGCAGGGGUCUGUGGCUCAUAUUAAGGAGCUCAGAGCUUUUCCACCGUGAGGUGGGAACCUGUUGUAAAAUUGGAAGCCGGGUAGUGACGCGAUCUGGUUUAACAUUUAAAAUAGAGACACGAAGUAAAUAGCAGCCUGAGACUGGAAGACAAGAGUUCUGCCAGGGCAACGUGUAAUUAAGUUCAUGGGCCUGAGCUGUCUGGACCACAGGGGCGGUUCCUACAGGCUGGGGCAAGCCAGGGAGGCUGCCUGGAGGAGGUGGCUUAGCAUAGGCCAAGGCAGGCAGGCAGAGAGGACUGGGAUGUUCCCGGGCAGGGCAGGGGAGGAGGCAGUAAUCAUAAUGACAAUCAUAGUAACAGUUUCCUUAAAUUGAAUGUCAGGCAAAAUGCUUGUUAAUGCUAAUCAGGUUGUGUGCGUGAUCUCUUUGGACUCCCAUAAGCACCUUGAGAAACAGGAAUUCUGCCCAUUUUUUCGGAUGAGAAAACCGAGGCCCCAUCACAUGAAGUGACUUGCCCACGGCCACACAGCUGGAUCAUUCUGGCUGCCGUGUUGACCGGAGACCGUGGAGGGUGAGGGCAGAAGCCGGGAGACUCGGAGGAGGCAACCGCACUAGUGUAGGUCUCCUGAGUGUGCCCCCUGCUUCUCACCGCUCAUGCCGCUGGGACUGGGGCGGCGGAAAAAGGCGCCGCCUCUGGUGGAGAAUGAGGAGGCCGAGCCAGGCCGUGGGGGGCUGGGCGUGGGGGAGCCGGGGCCCCCGGGGGGGGGGGGGGGCGGGGGGGGCCCCAAAUGGGGUUGCCCCCCCCUCCCCCGGCCCUGCGGCCCCGCCUCGUGUUCCACACCCAGCUGGCCCACGGCAGUCCCACUGGCCGCAUCGAGGGUUUCACCAACGUCAAGGAGCUGUAUGGCAAGAUCGCCGAGGCCUUCCGGCUGCCGGCUGCCGAGGUGAUGUUCUGUACCCUCAACACCCACAAAGUGGACAUGGACAACUCUUGGGGGGCCAGAUCGGGCUGGAGGACUUCAUCUUCGCCCACAUCAAGGGGCAGCGCAAGGAGGUAGAGGUGUUCAAGUCCGAGGAGGCGCUGGGACUCACCAUUACCGACAAUGGGGCCGGCUAUGCCUUCAUCAAGCGCAUUAAGGAGGGAAGUGUGAUCGACCACAUCCAGCUCAUCAGCGUGGGGGACAUGAUUGAGGCCAUCAACGGGCAGAGCCUGCUGGGCUGCCGCCACUACGAGGUGGCCCGUCUGCUCAUGGAGUUACCCCGAGGCCGCACCUUCACGCUGAAGCUCACAGAGCCCCGCAAAGCUUUUGACAUGAUCAGCGUACGCUCAGGGGGUGGCCGCCCUGGCUCUGGCCCCCAGCUGGGCACUGGCCGAGGGACCCUCCGGCUCAGAUCCCGCGGCCCCGCCACAGUAGAGGAUGUGCCCUCAGCCUUUGAGGAGAAGGCCAUUGAGAAGUAGAUACCUUCUGAGAGUUACAUGGGCAUCCGGACGGAUUGGCGGCCACCAUGGUGAGCUCGGAAAGGACAAAGAACCCGGAUGGAGCUGGCGGGCCCUGGACGAACGCUUGGUGACUUUUGCCUUCCCUGAUGAUUUGUCUUUGACGUCUGGGGUGCCAUUGGGGAUCCAAGGUCGGCCGCUUCUAGGCCUCCCUCCAGACCUCUCAGUGACCUGGCUCCGCUU
Messenger RNA from Lynx canadensis (Canada lynx), 3213 nucleotides. RefSeq names its product GIPC PDZ domain containing family member 1 (gene GIPC1). The transcript has 8 exons. Lineage: Eukaryota; Metazoa; Chordata; Mammalia; Carnivora; Felidae. The coding region runs from base 2236 to 2991 and encodes 251 amino acids. The record is from RefSeq and is a predicted model, not a curated record. Gene Ontology annotation, molecular function: protein binding.